AUGUCGAACAUCUAUGGUGGUGCUUUUUUAGCAUCUAUAGCUGGAAUUUCAGCACUAGCCGGCUUUACAGCUACUUUAACAACCGCUAAGAAAGCUGAUCCCAAAUAUUUUAAUAAAGGUUUACAUAGUAGUGUAGAAUUAGCGGAUGCAGGUGCAAUUUUAGCAUUGAGGGCACUUGGAUGGGGUACUUUAUAUGCUAUAGCUGGUACUUCGUGUUUAUGUUAUGGUAUAUGGAAACUAUCUGGAGCUAAAAAUCUUAAAGAGUUUAGAAUAAAAAUGGGAAACAUGCUACCCAUACUUCCUAAAAAUAAUCCUCCUCAAUCAAGGACAGAAUUUAGUGGUCUCAAUGACCUUCUUACAUAUAUAUCUGAGGAUUAUGGAAAGAAAACAGCAAAAGAUAAU
Molecule: messenger RNA, 402 nt
Organism: Iphiclides podalirius (scarce swallowtail)
Lineage: Eukaryota; Metazoa; Arthropoda; Insecta; Lepidoptera; Papilionidae
Source: the annotation of a GenBank genome assembly